ACACGUUGAUUGACGACUUAUCUCACCACAAACGUUCGUCUGAACGAAGGCAGGUGGUAGAAGGAAUUCCCUCUUUUCUGAAGCUACGAGCUUCCUUUCUUUUCUUAGUUAACUCAUAUUGCAGCAUAGGCACUUCGGACUCAGUUAACGUUCUUCUGCCUCCUUAUAUAACGUUCAACCAUGCACAUGCACCGACGCAACCAACGUUCAGAAGCUCACAUAACACCUCCCCCCUCUGCAAAAUUCCAUGGCCCAAUGUCAUCCGACUCAGACAGACAUCUUGGUUUUCGCAACAGGACACCAAGAAGGAUUUGGCUUCUCAUUAUAGCCCUUCUUGCAGUACUCGGAAUAACGCAUUACAUUCUUCCCUACCUCUUUUCCGCUCGAAAUGGGAAUGAUGAUGCGACGAGGCCGUAUAGCAAUAGUCAUUUAACACCCAAAAACUACCUCAACUUGAGCUCGACUGGGGAGCAUCCGCGGGCAUUCGACUUUUGCUUGGCGCAUGGGAAGGGAGAUAAAAUAGGACAAAAGUAUGGCCCUGUUGCUUUAUCGCAAACAAGGCUGCAUUUGGGGAGUAGUGCGAGGAUUCAAAGAGUGAUAUCAAAGGCAUUAGCUGGGCAACCGGUGACAAUCAGUGUUCUUGGUGGAAGUGUUUCUGCCUGUCAUGGCGCUGGUGAUGAUCACAUCUCACCCAAGUGCUACCCUAGCCGCUUUUUCCAAUGGUGGAACACCAUCUUCCCCCAUCCAGCCUCGGAACUAACUAACGGUGCUAUGCGUCUAUCUACCUCUGAAUACUUUGGCUACUGCUCUACCCACCAUAUUCCCGACGUUACCGACCUCAUCAUUGUUGAACUUGACGCCUCGGAUAACCCUAACGAUGCAAAAGCGAUGACAGAGCAUUUCGAAAUCCUUAUCCGCUCCUUGCUCAUUCGACCGGAUUCUCCAGCCGUCUUACUCUUAGGACACUUCUCACCUCAGCUUUGGAUAGCUCAUGGAGCCUUUGGGGCAGACCAUUUUCACAGCGUUGCCGCGCAAUUUUACGACGUCCCUCAUUUAUCGACAAAGUCCCUUCUUUUCAGCGAUUUCAUGCGAGAACCUAGAUCGAUUAAUCGAUUCUAUGUUGAUCCGAUUCUGGCUAGCGCAGAUGGGCAUGAGCUCAUCACAGAUGUGCUUAUCGGGUACUUCCAAACCCAGAUAUGUCAAGUUUGGGAUGAUGUCGUGGGAGGCGACUCAUUAGGACACAUUGGUAGUGGCGGUCAAGUUCAGGGUGGUGGUGGCGGCGGCGGAGGUCUGUUCGGUGGAGUCGGUCAGCGGAAAGGUGUCCCAGAACCUCACCCUAAUCACCUUGACGGGCACGAGGAAGUCGAAGUGGACGCCGAGGGGAACCGUAUCAAGCUUGGACUGCCGAAUCGAAUCUCCGACUUUGAACAACGUUCGGCGUUAUUGGGUGUGCCUCCAGCUCGAAUGUCAACCAAGCCUAACCAGGGGAAGCCGUUCGAAGAGAUUGCGCCGUUUUGUGUUAGUGCGAAUGACCUGGUCAAUCCUUUACCGCCUAGUUUGUUCGAAGGCAGUGGGUGGACGGCGUUCCAUCCGGGUGGCGUUGGAGGCCAGGGGAAUGUGCUGAAUACCAAAGCACAUUAUUGGUAUUCGACGUUGGUGGGGAGUAGACUGAGGAUACCGAUAAUUGUCGGGGCUGGGGAUGUGGGCGUGUACUAUCUGGUGAACGGCAGUGGAGAGGGAAGCGAAGUCAAUUGCCAGGUAGACGAUAAUUAUGGCGGUGCGAUGACGUUGAGCAAUGUCGUCCCGGGAUUCGAAGACAAUACCCCGCGGCUUACGAUGAUUGACCAUUUCGUUUCACGCGGGAACCACUUUAUCGAGUGUCAGCUCGUUGGAGACGAAGAGCAAAAGGGUGUUCCAGCUUUCAAAAUUUUAGGUUUUUUUGCGACGUGAUGAUGAACGGAUUCUUGGGACUUAUGUUUGGACUCAUUGUAAAGCUAUUGUUAUUGUAAGGAUUCUUUUUAGUUCACGUUCACUGCUUCCGACCCAUGUUGCUGUCAAUGUCUUUAUCAUCGCAAAUCCAUUCCAUUCACAUA
Molecule: messenger RNA, 2093 nt
Organism: Marasmius oreades (fairy-ring Marasmius)
Lineage: Eukaryota; Fungi; Basidiomycota; Agaricomycetes; Agaricales; Marasmiaceae
Exons: 6
Coding region: 181-1950 (589 amino acids)
Source: RefSeq, a predicted model, not a curated record